GUGUUUCUCUUGGCACUGACACAGCCAAGUCUCCAGCUCCGACACAGAUGUUCCUCCAGCAGCUCUGAAGUAACGCUGCUCAUCGCAUACAAUGUCACACCCAGGGGUUCCUGGUCCACCUCAGGCUUCUAAGAGGACUCGCUACUGAUGAAAUCAAGUGCCUAGAGAAGCAUGAGAUGCAGGGCUUUAGCUAAUAUAUUGUCUCAGCUAGAGUGGCUGGUGAAUUGCCACAGCUCAGGACAGCGCUGCUUGAUACCACUGCAACUUACUUCAAAGCAAACUCUUGGUAAAAUCCUUUAGUUUCCCUCUGAUUGCGAACCGGUGUGACGACUGGAAUGACCUGCCUGUUGGAAGAAUGUUGACUCUCGAGUGGGAGUCGGAGGGACUGCAAACAGUGGGUAUUGUUGUGAUUAUAUUUGCAUCUCUGAAGCUGCUUCAUUUGCUUGGACUGAUUGAUUUUUCAGAAGGUUUCCUCUACGCUCAGAACAGUACCAAACGCAGCAUUAAAGAGCGACUUAUGAAGCUCUUGCCCUGCUCGGCUGCCAAAACGACAUCUCCUGUUACUCAAAACACUGUAGAAGAUGAAAUGGAAAUGGCCACAGUACGACAUAGACCUGAAGCUCUUGAACUGCUGGAAGCACAGAGUAAAUUCACAAAGAAGGAACUUCAGAUCUUAUACAGAGGGUUCAAGAAUGAAUGCCCCAGUGGUGUUGUCAAUGAGGAAACCUUCAAAGAGAUUUACUCUCAGUUCUUUCCACAGGGAGAUUCCACAACUUAUGCACAUUUUCUGUUUAAUGCAUUUGACACUGAUCACAAUGGAUCUGUAAGUUUUGAGGAUUUUGUUAUGGGUCUCUCCAUUUUGCUCCGAGGGACAGUACAGGAGAAACUGAGCUGGGCUUUCAAUUUGUAUGAUAUAAAUAAGGAUGGAUACAUAACUAAAGAGGAAAUGCUUGAUAUCAUGAAAGCAAUAUAUGAUAUGAUGGGGAAAUGUACCUAUCCUGUUCUCAAGGAGGAUGCACCUAGACAACAUGUGGAAACAUUUUUCCAGAAAAUGGACAAAAACAAAGAUGGAGUAGUUACCAUAGAUGAAUUCAUCGAGAGCUGCCAGAAGGAUGAGAAUAUAAUGCGAUCCAUGCAGCUCUUUGAAAAUGUGAUUUAAUGAAGACAUUAGGCCUACAACUAAUGGACAAAUAUGAACUAUUCUGCAACAUUAAAAGAUGGAUUUCCCACUUUAUCAUAAAUAAAAUUACUCAGCUUUACACUGAGACAUGUAUUAUGCAAAUAGAUUUUUUUAUUAUAAACUUUUCCCCAAAAAAAUCUUUCUAAAAUGCACAACUUAGCACUUCAACAGUGGCUGCUUAGUUAAUAAAAUUGUUCUGAAAAGUCAUAUUUUUACUCCAAACCAAAUCAAAACAACACCUGACAUUAUGCAGCUUUAUUAUCAUUCCAACCUCUAGAUAAAACAGAUACUAUCACAAGAAGAUUAAAUAAAUACUCUUAGUUUUGCUACUCAUUUCUACUGGAUUAAUCUCCAGAUGUUUGACUGUAUUUCUUAAAUCUUAGCUUCUAAUUUAUACAGAGGCGUUACCAUGUAUUUUGUUUUCACAUUUGUCUGGUGUAAUCCCAGUUUUUUGAGUAACACUUUGAGUUAAAGUGCUAUAAUCUAUGUACAAUGCACAUCUUGUUGCAAUUGCCUUCCACCUCUGACUUGCUUUUCUCUUAAAGAAAUAAAAAAUCCAAAGCUAACAAAAUAGAUAACUUGAGAGGAAGAACUAUUAUAGAAAAAAUAAGCAAUUGCUUAUUGGUAGAUUUACACCCUACUGAAUACAAGUAAGCUUCUAUCACACUUACCUAGUAAAUCUGCAUUUAGUUCAUCAUGACAUGAGUAUCAGGAGUCCUACAUACUGUAUUUCUAAUUUUUCUUGGACGUGUCUGCAAAGUCCUCUGCAUAAAAUUAAGGAUCUUCUGACUUUAGAUUUUUCAUGAAGAAACCUUAACUGGAUCCUAAUACUGUUUUCAUUAGUAUGUGUCUUUCUGCCUUUAAUGAAGAAAAAGGCAUGAAUUCCGUUUGAAGCUUCCAUUCCACUUGGUGCUCAGAAUGAAUAUCACUAUGUAGUAGCAUCUACUAAUACUGACUGCUAGACCAGCUAACAUUUGUUUCAGCUUUUUGUAAUAUCUUUAAUUAUGAGAUGGAAUCAGGAAAAAAUUGGAAACUUCAGCUGUAUAUCGUCUAUAUGUGACAACUGUACCGUGUUUUUUUUUUUUUUUAAGAGUUAUUUCAUUAAGAUUGGAGCUACCUUAAUUCUAAACCUAGAAAGAUUUUUCUAAAAAUGUACGUACCUACAAUCAAAUACUGUCCCCGUUCAUGUAUUUUUUAAGAUAUAUUGUCCACAGAAUUUAUGCCAAUACUUCAAACUAGGUGAAAAGCUAACAGAGAUGGGCCAAUCUUCAUUUUGACAUCGCUGCAGAAAGGGGAUUAACGAAGUAGAAAGAAUGUUGCAAGUAUUCUUUUGCAAAAAUAAAUCAGGUAUCUAUUCUGGUGUAGAGAUGGGAUGUUAGAGGCAUGUUGAAGGCUGCUCUGCUAUCACCAGUGUAGGAUAAGAGUAGUACAAUACAUGUACACCUGAAAUCUGCUGUAGCGUGUUUGUGUAAACUAAAUGUGCACAUUUUGUAACAAAAAAUAAUAAAGUAAACAUGAAGAAAAA
Molecule: messenger RNA, 2705 nt
Organism: Columba livia (rock pigeon)
Lineage: Eukaryota; Metazoa; Chordata; Aves; Columbiformes; Columbidae
Gene: KCNIP4
Product: potassium voltage-gated channel interacting protein 4
Exons: 9
Coding region: 356-1159 (267 amino acids)
Biological process (GO): regulation of potassium ion transmembrane transport
Cellular component (GO): voltage-gated potassium channel complex
Molecular function (GO): potassium channel regulator activity; calcium ion binding
Source: RefSeq, a predicted model, not a curated record